Molecule: messenger RNA, 3775 nt
Organism: Triticum dicoccoides
Lineage: Eukaryota; Viridiplantae; Streptophyta; Magnoliopsida; Poales; Poaceae
Exons: 3
Coding region: 266-3349 (1027 amino acids)
Cellular component (GO): nucleus
Molecular function (GO): transcription corepressor activity
Source: RefSeq, a predicted model, not a curated record
CCACCACCACCAGCGCCGGCGCUCGGCUCCGCUCCACCGCACGUAUAUCCUCCCUCCUCCAGCAGCGACGGCCGGCGCCGGCGACGCGCCCGCACGUCCUCUCCCGCGCGCCGGCCCCCACGUCGCGAGCGGCAGCGUCCUCCCGCGCGAGCGCAACCGCCCGCGACAGAUCCCUCGCGGGGUCGCCUCCUCCUCCUGCUUCCCCCCGCCGUCGCCGUCCCCCUCCGUCCGGCCUUCCGCCGCCGCGUCCUCCGGCAACCGCAAGAUGGAUUCACUUGAACUCGAAGAUAGUGGUGGACACCAACCAUCUCUGGAAGUUUCCCUUGCUUCAGAUGUGAUAUAUGAUGACGCACCUGUAUGUCCGUGCAUUGGAAGUGAGCACCAGGCAGAAAUCCCGAAUCUGUCCACAGAGAAUGAUCGUCAGCAGCUCAUGACCAGCAUGCUUGGAAGCAUGCUACCUGGUUUUGAUUACCCUGUUACGAUUGGGUUAGCUAUACCAGUUACAUGGGAACCAAGUGAAGUCUGUAAGGAGGAAGAAUUAGGAAGGCAUCAUUCUUCAGAAACCAAAGCAAGAGCCAUCAGCCAGGACGAGGAUAGUCCUGUAACCCCAGUUUGCCCAACCAGCAAUGAUAUGAGUGACCAUGAUGCCACAUAUCAGGAUCCACAGCCCAUGGUGCCCGUAGAUCAUAUAGAAUCCGGCAGUAAUCAAGCACAUGAUGAGAGCUUGGCCCCAUGUUCUACUCAAGCAGGCCACAGUUUUACUAAUAAGCCAAGGACGCAGCAAGGGGAAAUUGAUCAAUUUACUCCGCUGCCAUGUGCAUCCACUUCCCUUUGGAGUGGUAUUGAGGCAGAAUGUUUUCUGCUCGGGCUUUACAUUUUCGGCAAAAAUCUAUGUCUGUUGAGCAGGUUCCUUGGUAACAAGACUAUUGGGGAUGUGCUUUCCUAUUACUAUGGAAAGUUCUACAAAAGAGACGCGUAUAGAAGAUGGUCGGAUUGCAGAAAAGCACGAACUAGGAGAUGCAUUCUUGGGGAACGCAUUUUUACAAGUUGGCGGCAGCAGGAGAUUAUUUCUCGUCUUAAAUCUGUAAUACUCAAUGAAGCUCAUGAUUCGUUGCUGGAGAUUUUCAAAUCUUUCAACGAUGGGCAAACAUCUUUAGAAGAUUUUGUCUUUGCUCUGAAAUCCACUGUUGGAACAGAAGCUCUUGUGGAGGCUGUUGGAAUUGGUAAAGAGAAACGUGAUUUGACUGGAUUUGUUCUGGACCCAUCUAAGCCAAACCAAGUCCUUUCAAACCAUCCUGACAUGCCUACAGGCAAAGACUGUUCAUCGCUUGCUUCGGAAGAGAUAAUUAAGUUCUUAACAGGCGAUUUCAGAAGAAGCAAGACAAGAUCAAAUGAUCUUUUCUGGGAAGCUGUCUGGCCCCGUUUGCUUGCAAGAGGGUGGCAUUCUGAGCAGCCAAAAGAUGUCAGCACAACAAAGAAUUCCCUUGUGUUUCUUGUGCCAGGUAUAAAGAAAUUCUCAAGAAGUAAACUCACUAAAGGUACUCAUUAUUUUGAUUCUGUCAGCGAUGUCCUUAAACGAGUGGCAGCGGAUCCUAUCCUUCUUGACCUAGAGGUCGGUGGAUUGGACCAUGAUGUUACUGCUGAGGAAAAUGGCUAUGACACAGACAUGAAAAAUAACCAAGAUGAUCCUUUGGAUGGUAAUCAGGAGCUUCCAAGGUUCACAAUUAUUGAUACUACCUUGGUACAAGGACAAGAGCCCUUCAGAGUCAGGGAGAUGAGGAGACUACCUGCUGAUGCAAAAGUUCGUUCUGUCCCUUCACGCCAAUCACGCAAGGUUGUGACUGUCAGUUCAUCAGAGGAGUCAGAUGCAGAUGGUCGAUUGUCAGAUGACCAGGAAUAUCGUGGACCAGUUACAGCUGAUGUUAACGACACUGAAAUCUUUUCAGUGCGCAAUGUAAAGAAAGAAACCCAAGUUGAUUCAUUGCAAAACAUGGUGACUGCAUCAUGCUCAGAUUUUCCAGUCAAUGGUCAUUCUUCCAAUGGCAGUGGUAACAAAAUUGAUUUGACAUGCUUAUUUGAGCCCAAAACAAACACUGAAAGGCGCAAGUAUUUAUCCCCAGUGUCAAAGCGCAGAAAAUUAUCUAGCUGUAACAAUGACCAGACCAGUCGGCGCAGCUUUCCUUUCUCCAAGGGAGUUGGUUCAGGGAAAGAGAAAAUCAAGCCACUGUCAACCUCAUCAAAACCAACUGUCGGUGAUGUUUCUGGUAAUUCUCAGAUCAAAGAGAAAAUCAAGCCACUGUCAACGUCAUCAAAACCAACUGCCGGUGAUGUUUCUGGUAAUUCUCAGAUCAAAGAGAAAAUCAAGCCACUGUCGACGUCAUCAAAACCAACUGUCGGUGAUGUUUCUGGUAAUUCUCAGAUCAAAGAGAAAAUCAAGCCACUGUCGACGUCAUCAAAACCAACUGUUGGUGAUGUUUCUGGUAAUUCUCAGAUCAAAGAGAAAAUCAAGCCACUGCCAACCUCAUCAAAACCAACUGUCGGUGAUGUUUCUGGUAAUUCUCAGAUCAAAGAGAAAAUCAAGCCACUGUCAACGUCAUCAAAACCAACUGUCGGUGAUGUUUCUGGUAAUUCUCAGGUCAAAGAGAAAAUCAAGCCACUGCCAACCUCAUCAAAACCAACUGUGGGUGAUGUUUCUGGUAAUUCUCAGAUCAAAACGGUUGCAAGAUGUUCCACAGAGAAGCCAUGCGAGCAGAUAAGAGGUGUAUCAAACACUCCUACCAAUGACAGGUCAAGUGAGAAGAUGAAAGUGAAGAACGUAUAUGAGGACAAAUCAUUUGAGCGCAAGGUCGAUGCUCUGCCUGAAGUUCAUUCAAAGAUCACCAUCGGUGAGACAAAAUUUGCGAAAGGGGCUCAAGCUAGUAGUUCGGUUGGUCAGGUUAAACAGGAGACACCACUUGAUAGCAUGACAGGUGCAAUUGUAUGCGUCACUUUAUCAGAUGAUGAUGAUUACAUGAUGGCUGAGGAAGCUCCCUCCAUUUCCAGCAGCGAUCAGGUCCGUGAUCCAGAGGUAGCAGAACUACCCAUGGCUAUGGUACGACCUGCUAGUUCACAAGCUGAUUUGGCUCCGCAGGCGGAUUCUCGGAGGCAUGGAACCAGAAACAGGCCUCCCACAGCAAAAGCUCUGGAAGCCCUUGCCUUGGGGCUCAUCGGAAAGCGCAAGGGCGAACCCAAAAGCCCUGGAACAAGAAGGCCUCCCCAGCGAGCUCGCAAAUCCAGUAAAAAAUCGGUUCAUACACCUACCGGUAGCGACACCGACAAAUCCAGCAUGGAUGCUGAUGCGCAACUGUGAGCGGAUCGUUAUGCAUUUUGUUGGUGUAAGCUUACACCAUAUCAGCAUUUUGGACGAUCGGUAUCCAGCGAGAACAUUUGAGUGCUUCGACUUCAGCUAGAGAUGCCUGCGUCGAUUAAUCUUCCCUUCGGAGGCGCCUUCCAUCUUGUGAUAUGUAAUAUAACAAUGCGAUGGCGAGGAGGGGAGAUGGUUGGCCGAUUGACUAUCUUGCGAUGAGCUCCCUCGGUUUCUAUUUAUCUUGCAGACUUGUAUGCCAAUCAAGGAUUGGGGGUGUAGAAAGAGUUGAUACCGUAUUGGGCUAUUGACCAGUUCGCUUUUCUUAUACCUGAGGGUUUAAUACUUUUUAUGUAAUAUAUAUUAUCUCAUGCAUGCUUUUUGGUUGGAAGCAGGAGCAACCGCUAGCGGUCCAUCGGCUCCGUUGUGCCA